Nasonia vitripennis (jewel wasp) is the source of this 13182-nucleotide messenger RNA. RefSeq names its product vacuolar protein sorting-associated protein 13D (gene Vps13D). The coding region runs from base 347 to 12559 and encodes 4070 amino acids. The record is from RefSeq and is a predicted model, not a curated record. The transcript is spliced from 32 exons. Gene Ontology annotation, biological process: protein targeting to vacuole; mitochondrion organization; protein retention in Golgi apparatus. Gene Ontology annotation, cellular component: extrinsic component of membrane. NCBI's taxonomy places the organism in Eukaryota, Metazoa, Arthropoda, Insecta, Hymenoptera, Pteromalidae.
UAAUCCAGGAAAGAGAAAAUUAGCGCGAAUAAGCUGCUGUUAUGUGAGUGGUAUAAUCCUAUCUAGUAUCUCGUAGAGAAGCGCGAUGAGGAGUUUUUUUUCGCUACAGCGCAACGAAUUGCAUUCCCGGCUGAAGAAGCGUCUUAGGUAAAGCCGCGGCCGGAUGUCAUCCUUGCGCCGGGACCACCCGAUAGUGCUGUUAACUCGUUGGAUAGGAGGAAUUGAACGAUUUCCCAGUGGAUUCUAACCUCGAGCCCAGGAGUUUUCCGUUUUCCGACUGUUAUUAGGGUUCUAUACAUGUAUAUUGUUAUUGCAAAAGUGCGCCAAUUGCGACGUACUCGUCAAAAUGCUCGAGGGUCUUGUUGCCUGGGUGCUGAACAAUUAUCUGGGCAAGUAUGUAGAGAAUCUCAACACCGAUCAGCUAAGCAUCGCACUCUUGUCAGGUGCAGUUGAGCUUGAGAAUUUACCUUUAAAACGUGAAGCUUUAAGACACAUUGGUUUACCUGUUGAAAUAAAAGCUGGUUUUAUUGGUAAAGUUCGGUUACAAGUUCCUGUCACACAAAUAAGAACAGCAUCAUGGGUCAUAGCUAUAGAACAACUUUACUUAGUCACAGGACCUAUAAAUUUAGACGAGUACGACAGCGAAGCGGAGGAACAUGCAAUAGUUGAUUAUAAAUUGAGCCGCCUAGAAUCUUUAGAAGCUAGAUGGCGAGCAGAAUCAGAACAAGGUCCUGGGUAUUAUGCUACUAGUUAUAGCACAUGGGUAAAUUAUGGUACCUCCCUAGUCACGAAUAUUAUAGAAAAUCUACAACUCAACAUAAAAGAUGUACAUUUACGUUAUGAAGAUGCUGUUACCUUAGAUGAUGGAACUGGAAUAGCUUUAGGUGUCACAAUAGGUGGCUUAACAGCUCAGAGUUGUGAUGCUAGUUGGAUUCCUGGUUCAACAUCAUGGAAUUUAUCAGAUGCGUCUUUUAAAUUAAUGGAAUUAGAUGGUCUCUCUGUGUAUUGGAAUGAAACGAAAAAAGAAGACAUGUUCCACGAUUUGGAUCUUGGAGAUUUAGCUGUCGCUAUGAACGAAUCAAAAAAGCAAAGCAGGUGCUACAUCCUUUCACCAGUCAGUGCCAAAGCUCACGUCAAAAGAGAUAGAUCAGAGAGACCAUUACGCUCAGCAAACAAACCAAGAAUGGUAGUUGAUCUUUCUUUGGAUCAAGUACCUUUAUCUCUUACAAAUAUACAGUAUGAACAAAUAGUUCAGUGUAUUAAGGGUCUUGACGAGAUCGAUAGACAGCGGAGACAAAGACGGUGUCGACCAAAUGCAUCAAUUCACGAAACACCAAAGGAGUGGUGGAGAUACGCAGCCCGAUGCUACAUCGGUAGGAAAACUCUUGCUCCGAAAAAAACGUGGGAAGAUAUUCUACAACUUGGCAGAAAUAAUGUCGCGUACGUCGAAGCUUGUGCAAAGCUGCUGUCGAAUCCCACUGCGAGUUUGCCACCCGAUAUUAAAAAGUUAAAGGAUCAAAUGGAAAUUGAUCUUAGUUUCGAUGAGCUGAGAGUUUUACGGGAAAUGGCAAUGAUGAAAGUGCGACCUCCGAAGCCGGCACAAGCAGUUUCGAACGCUUCUACGCCUCCUCAGGCUCAAGGCAUGUUGGUCCAGUGGUUUCCGCAAUGGUGGGGUUGGCACUCUACCAAGACAGCCAACAGCAACAACAAUGAAAACUCACCGACGUCCCAAAAUUCAUCAACUUUUGACGGUGAAUUACUCGACGUUCUGGCCGAUACCAUUGAUGACGAUACUCUUUUAAGGCGUGAUACCGUCUUCGGUCUUUUUAAUUUUGCGCUUUCAAAGGGCGCAAUUUCGUUGUGUACUGUAACGAAAGCUCAAGCAGAUAAAGCCGCAGAAACCAAAACGGUGAUGGAGCUUCAGUUUGAACGAGUUCAUCUAAGCUACGAAUCUCGGCCUCGAUCUGGCUCGCAUAAGUUCUCGAUUAGUCUAGGUGCUCUCUACCUGCAUGAUCACUUUACGGACAAUUCGACUUUCCCCAUCCUCAUCCAACCUCAGACAAUCGGAUCGACAGGCUCCUCGUCCCGCCUGCGCAGCUCCUCUGACAAACUCAGUACUCAACCACCCCAGUCGCUCUUCGAGCUGGUCUACGAAAAGCGACCACUGCAUUUGAGUGUCGAUCACUCUCUACACGUCAACUCACGCUCACUUGACGUCGUGUACAACCCGUUGGCGAUUCGUUGGCUCGUCGACUUCAUAUGUGAGCCCCACAGGAGCGACGGUUCGAACAAUCAAAGAUUACAAGCUAUGAAACGACGGACACGCCGGCAGCUCAUGAAAAAUUGGGAGCAGAUUCUUGAAGGAGACUCGACUUACAGAUCCUCCUGGGAUCUACAGCUCAAUAUCUCAGCGCCGCAGAUCCUACUUGUGGAAAAGUUCACCGAUACUAAUGCAGCGGUCGUAGUCGUAGAUUUCGGUAGACUGCAUCUGACGAACAACAUAGAGAUGAGUGCCGUUGCAGUGACAGCUAGAAAUCUUAUGUCACCCACCAGUGAUAUUGAAAAGACUGAGCAAGAGAAAGAGGACGAAGAUAACGAGGAGGACGAGAGAUUUGAAACUCCUUGUUCUACACCGCCUGGAAGUCAGGAGAACGGAUCAGUACAGGAUUUGCAGCAGGGUCUGUCGGAAACUGCUUUGCAUAAAAAGCUUUACGAUCAUUAUACGGUUGAUCUGUCAGAUCUGCAAGUACUCGUGGGUAAAGUUAAGGAUAACUGGAAACACGCGAGAACGAGAGGCAUGUCUAGUCUUCACGUGCUUGAAAGAUUCAAUAUAUCGUUACAAAUUGAAAGAAGAGUCGUCACAACGACCGACCCGCACUUUCCUUCGGUCACGGUAUCUGGAAAUUUACCGAGACUCGUGGUUCACGUCAAUGAACAAAAAGUGGAAUCCAUUAGGUCGAUGUACCACUUAUUGUGGAGUCUGUCGAGCAAUUCGCCAAUCUCCGCAAAAGUCAAUGGAGUAUAUCCACACGAGGAACCUGAAAGUCCUAAGAAGGAGGAAAGUAUCGAUAGGACAUUGAAUCACGCAAUGAUGAUCCAGUUUAUCAUUGAUCAGAUGACAUUCGAACUGCAGUCGAGAGGCAGGAGUGUCGCAGAGUUACAGGUCUCCGGAGUACGAGCAGCGCUAAGCAAGCGCCCAGCAGACUUGAGCGCUUCACUGUCUGUUCACGGCCUUUUGUUAGUCGAUGCUCUUCAAGAGUUUGGCCCGGACUUCGAACUUCUCGUAGCUAGCCACAAGCAUGUUGGCAUGGACAGCGUUUCCGGCAGUCUCCGAGAUUCAGAACCCACUUCACCUACUUCGCCGGUUUCUCCGGGUUCUCCAGAUCCAACUUUACCUCGAAGACUUACUUCUCCCGUCGCUCUGACGCAUGCUUUGUCUACUCUGGCACACCACGACUCUAAAAGUCCUUUUGCCCCGAGAAACACAUCAUCCGUAGCACUGGAGAAUCUCGAUUCAGAGGCGCUAAUUGUCGUCGAGGUCAUGUUUGUCGACGAGCCUAUGGAAAGCCUGAGAGUGGCCAAUAUACAAUUUAAUAACUUAGAUAUUAUAGCGAACCAAGAGACGAUUGUUGAACUCAUGGGAUUCGCAAGAAGAUUGUUUCCGCCAAAGAAGAGCAAGUCAAGGAGGAUGGAGCGUUAUGAGUCGUUAACUAGUUUGACUUCUGAAGGCAAAGCUACGAGAACAGAGAUUACUUUCGAUUUCCAUAGAUUAAACGUUUUGUUAUUAAGAGCUGUGAUGCAGGAUAGUCAUCUGGUGGGCCAGAAAAUUGCGACCGCAACGAUGUCAGACGCUCGCAUUCAAGCCACGCUUGCUGCAGACAACUCAAUCUCAGGCUCUCUUGGUGGUCUACAGAUUCUUGAUCAAACUCUUAUUGGAAAGACACAUCAACGAAUAAUAAGCGUUGGUCGUGAUCCUCUUGCAGAGCCCUCGAGCGGUUCUCACCAUCAGCAACACCCAACCCCACUUGAACAGUUUGCGAGUAUAAGCGGCGAGCCACCCACCGGUGACCAAUCCGAAGCCUUCCGUUUUCUAGUGACCCGUAGUUGUCGACAGAAUCUCGAAGCCGAUGCCUCAGAAACACUUGUUGAAAUCAGUGUGCGCAUCGGCAGUGUUUGGUACACCCACGCGCCUCAUUUGAUUUCCGAACUAAGAUCCUGCGCCGACGAGUUCAAACAGUAUCUUAGUAAUUUGGCCAGGCAGAUCGGUGCCGCUGCAACAGAUAUGGCUAUAGGCUUAGUAAACGCGGAAGACUGGACGAUACCACAAAGAAAGAGGCUACCAAGCUUCUCAAUGGAUGGGAUUGAGUCAUCGACGAAUUUAAUGCUAAAGCUUGAUCUGGUACUAGACAGUCCAGUUCUGGUGAUUCCGAGAUCAUCACAGAGUGCACAAGUCUUUGUUGCACAUUUAGGAACGAUGUCCUUGCAGCAUGAACCCCCAGUUUCUGGGUCAACUAAGCAGAAGAUCAAUCUAGAGGUUAGAGAUAUGAAUUUACACUCUUUGGACGUGUCGGCUAAGAUUAAUCAGAUAGGCCAAGGAAAUCUACCUCUGAGAGCUGAGGACAUGUACUCGUGCAAAGAGACCGGGAAACCCAUUCUACACGACACAUUAAUGAGGGUUACUUUAGAACGAGAUAUCGGAAGUCGAUGCCAAAGUCCUGGAUUUCCACUAGAAAUAGAGACUGCUCGAGGAACCGUAGAGGUUCGCGGAAUUGUCGUUACCCCGUUAAAAGUAUCCUUAUCUCGAGCUCAGUACGAGCAGCUUCUAGAUACCGUGCACAGAUUGUUUUCUGUACCAACCGCCAUGGCUGAGCCAGUCGUGCCCAAACAGCAAUCAACGUCAAAGACUCCUACUUACAGCACUAGCAUUAGUGCGACAGAUAAAACAUCUUAUUCGGAGAAAUUUGACCUGCCCAUCAAAGUGCUCUUUGAAUUGCCAGCGCUUAGCAUUGAGUUAAAGCAAGAGGGUAGACUUGAGCAACCUCUUGUUGAAUUGUCGAUGCGCGAUCUGUGCGCUAAAUACGAAAAAUUGCAACGCAAUGAGUCUACUACUCAAGUCGCACUUCGUUCCUUACUCAUGGAAGAUUUGUUGUGUCCCGUGGGCUCGCGUCAUCGAUACAUGAUGCAGUCGACAGCACCUUCAAGGGCUAGACUGUUAGCAGGUGUCUCGCGUUCUUGCCCGGAUCUCAUCUACAAUCAUCUCCUCCGCGGUUCCUCAGCAGUUCAUGGCAGCCUCCCUGAUCGGCUUGAGACCGACACCCUCUACGGUGCUGUACCGCCACAUUGGCGACAUAAACCAUCCUCUCUAGUAGAAACACCCAACACUCCUCCGCCAUCUCCAGGUGCUGUCACCGCCGAAGAAAACCUCGUGCUUAUAAGUAUCACAAUGCGCGAGCCAGAUCGCGACAGCCCAGUUCGCGUACAGCGAAAAACCGUUAGCGUUGACUUCAACUGUCUCGACCUGAUAGUCAGUGUCGAGUCUUGGAUGGUGGUCUUGGACUUUUUGGGUAUUGGUUCACCCAGUCCCGAGCUGGUACCAUCGGCCAAUGCUCCUCCUUCUCAAACUGUUGAUGAAGUUGACUAUAACAAAGGACCGUCAGAACUGCCCGUGCACUCCGAGGCUGAAAUCGAGAUUAAUUCGUUAACAUUGGUACUAACCCAACCAGAGCGUGAGAUCGCUAGGGCCAAUGUGUCCAACGCCAACAUGCAUAUUGUCAAGGUUGACGGUACGACAAACGUUUCAGGCUCGCUUGGCUCUAUGUCACUGCUCGAUCUUACACCUCAUGGAAGAUUCUAUAGGGAAAGGUUUCUGACGUCUGGUAGAAAAGCUUUGAACUUUCAGUACUCGAGCUAUGCGAACUCGGAAAAGCGGCCUUACGACGCCCAGCUCAAGCUGCAGAUGUCGGCCGUUCACUACGUGCACACACAGAGAUUCGUCGCUGAGCUGCAAGCUUUCUUUGCGCACUUUGCUCAGCUGCGAACUGUUAUGGCGAAUUUAAGAGCUGGUGGUAGUGCCGUUAUCAAUGUGAACAAGAGGAGCACGAGACUUUCAUUAGAGCUGCAUGCCGGAGCGCCUGUUAUUUUGCUACCCGUAAGUUCAAGGUCGGAGGAAAUGAUAUUACUGGACCUGGGUGAACUAUCGGCUCACAAUAGUUUUGUCUUUUCGAGCGUGAAAACAGAGUGCAUGUUAGACAUUAUGAACCUCGAGCUUGUUAACAUGGACGUCUACGCUGCGAAAAGGGUCAGCGCUAGUGGUAACAACGUUGCCAACGGCGACUGUUUGUCCAUUGGUGGAUUCAUUGUCAAGAAGACCGGCCCUUCUCUGCUCACUGAAAAGUGUCAUCUGAAGCUGAGAGUUGAGAGGAAUUUGGACACAUAUCUUAGCAGAGAGAUACCAGAUCUCAGUGUUCACGGAACCUUGUCGACGAUGGACUGCGCUCUUGAUCCAUCACAGUACAUGCUUAUCCGAGGACUACUGUCUUACAAUAUCGGAGAAAACCUGGAUGAUCUGCGCGCUUUCAUGCAGGAGACGGUCGAGUACUCCAUGCCAAAAACGGACUUUGACGGCAAAGCCUGGACGUCAUCGUAUAUCAGUCUUGAAUUGGUCAACGUCACGCUGAAGCUCCAUCCACAUCACGGAAUCGCAGCUCUGGCUUGCGUUAACUUCAUCAAGUCCCGGUUGAUCUUGGAUUCGCUGAGCGAUGGAUCGCAAGACAUCGAUUUGGUCUCGCGUGAAAUUCUAGUUACGGACACACGCUUUCAAGAUGAACCAGUGAAUAGACGUUCCAACGUUUUCACCAGCAUUUUGCAACCGUUGCGCGAAAGCUCCGCCUCGGAGGAUAGAGUUCAAGCGGAAGUACACCAUCGCAAGCGAAAGAACUGUGCUGCUACGACGAUCUUAUUGCACAGCAUGAGGCUGACAGCAAUUUUGGAUUGGUGGGAGGCAGUGAGAGACUUUCUUGUAUUGAAUUCGCCUGAGCCCGAUCCGGUGCACGUUGGGCUGGUGCCGGUAGUUGCUUCGCAGGAGAAUGAGAACAGCAGUAGUGGUGGUAAUAACGCAGUAUUACCGUUCGAAUUGAAAUUAAAUAUUACCGACUCGGAAUUGGUGCUAGUGGAAGAUACGUCGUUGUGGGAUACAAAUGCCGUGAUUCUUAAAAGUACGGCUGUGGUAGCGUAUAGGUCCAAUCCACAAAACGGAGAAAAGCCGAUGAGUUGUAACCUGUCGCAUUGCGAACUCUUCUCUUGCAUCUUGGGAUUAGAGGAGGAAACUGCGCUAUCCAUCAUUGAUCCAGUAGGUGCUAGCCUGGAACUGACUAAGGAACGGUGCUUGGAAGUUCACCUCCAGCCUCUGAGCGUACGUCUCAGUUACCACGACGUAAACAUGUUCUCACGGAUGCUGAGUUCUUUACCGAAACAAACACUGCUUGCGAGACAGAAGCUAUCGGUUGCUGGCAGACCGCCGGCUAAUGCCAAGAGUCACGUUGUAAAGUUGUCGGCUCUUGGAUUCGCCGAAGUUGACUGCGAGACUGCGCUCAAUAAAUGCAAUGGACAUCUGGAUGACGCAGCGCUGUGGUUGACGCAGAAUGCGGUGCCAAAUACGGAUAGAUCAACCAGCAAUGACGAAUUCCCGCUAAAGGUCGUGGUACUCGAAACAGCCUGCUUGAAGAUCUGCAUAAUCGACGAUUGUAGGGACGCAGAUGUGCCUCUUUUAGAAAUGACACUCUUCGAUCUUUCGCUUAAACAAGAGUAUUGUGGACCUGGCGAUGUAUCAGGAACUUUCGGAGUCGACUACUACAACCGUGUACUAAGUGGCUGGGAACCGUUCGUUGAACAGUGGCGUGCCUCCAUGCAAUGGGAGCAAACCUUAUCCAGCUCGUUAAGCUCGAAACGUUUAAGGAUACGUAUCGACUCACAAGAUUCGGUAAAUGUGAAUGUUUCAUCUACCCUUGUCGAACUGAUUACCACAGUCAAAGAAAACUGGACGCAGGAUUACUAUCUGCUCACUGAUUCUAGUAAAGGAAAUAAUAAAAACUACAGAAGACGAUCACCUUUCGUUCCCUUUGCCUUGAAGAACGAAACAGGUUCAAAGAUCUGGUUUAAAACUUUGAUAGCCACUGCUGAGGAUGACAAGAUUGUAGAUAGAGAGUUUCUACGGAAGAAUGCACUGAAGCGGGAUGAAACUUGGCUUGAAGUUGGCGUUGGUGACACUAUACCAUUCACAUUCGAGAACAGGGGAAAACUCAGGCACCACUCAACUCACAUAGCUAGAAGGCAUCAGGUUGCAGUAGUCGUUGAAGGCUGGAAGGUCGUAGAUCCGGUCACCGUGGAUCGAGUGGGCAUUUAUUUCCGACAUGCUCAUGUCGAUACCAAAGUUUCUGAAGUGAUAUCAACCAAAGCUAGAAUUGUAUUCAACGUUGAGUUAGAAGGCUCCGCGAGAAAAUUAGUGACUGUGAGAUCAGCUCUGCAGGUUGUGAACAAAUUGAGCUAUAAUGUUGAUUUAAAACUGGAAAAAUCAUUGAGCUAUUAUGGCUAUUCCCCAACGUAUUCUUCUACGCUUGGUAGCAGAACAUUACAAGUUCCUGCCCAAUCUCGUAUUUCGAUUCCAUUGACUCACACUGAUGUUCAGAUGUAUCUAAAACCAGUACAUCCCGUCGGCCCGUACCAGCACUGCAUGGAACCCAUCGAUUGGACAUCAGUAAAGAAACUUUCAGAAGUCGUAGAAAUACAGACCACUUGUCGUACCGCGAACCAACAAAAUCUUUUUAGAAUGUGUGUAGCGAUAAGAAGGGAUAACUACCCGCCAGAUACGUCGCAGACCUUACCUGGACACACAAUAUCAAUCCUUGCUCCAAUGACUCUGACUAAUCUAUUACCGCAUGAAAUGUUUUACUCUGCUGGUGUGGAGAACGGUAGGAUUCUUCCGGGCGAGUCAGCUGAUCUUCACAGCACGAAUGUCAAUGACCAGUUAGAGAUUACAGUACAGCUUGAUGGAUACCCUGGCGCUGGAACGCUUAUUCUACCUCAAAACAGUGGUUCCUUUACCGGCAGAAUGCGUCUCUCUGACUCUUCCGGUCGCAUUCUUUUUGUUCAUGCGACCGUCAUUGUUGAGAAAGGUUCAGCUGUUCGUAUAAAUAUAACAGCACCGUACUGGAUUAUCAACAAAACCGGGCUACCUUUGGUCUUUAAGCAGGAGGGCGCAAACAAUGAAUUUGCUGGACAGUUCGAAGAGCACGAAAAAGCUCGCAUGGUUGCCCCCUUACUGUUCUCCUUCAACGAUGAAGAGAUGAGCGGCACUUUGGCAGUCAGGGUAGGAACUGGGGUUCAUCCUAAUGGUGUUCCUCAGUGGUGCCAGAACUUUCACUUGCAGCCUGGUGUGCAGGUGCAUCGGUUAAGAGUAACUUUACGUGACGGUCGACCGGAUAUUGUUUAUUUGAUUGGUAUCGCAACAAGAGCUGCCAGAGGAAGAUACCGUGCAACCACGGUUGUGACCUUGUCACCGAGAUAUCAACUGCACAACAAAUCGUCAUGCACAUUAGAGCUUGCACAAAAAUGUUUUACUACCACUGUUACUCAUCCAGAUGCUCAAGCAACUUACAUUACGGCAAUGCCAGACUGCCACAUGCCAUUCCAUUGGCCGCGUCUUGAUAAGGACCAAUUACUUUGUGUUCGUAUCGUUAAUGUUCCCAACUGCACGUGGUCAGGAGGAAUAAUGUUACACGGAAAUCACUCUCUUACAAUAAAUGUUAGAGACACUGCAGGACAAAUGUAUUUCUUGCGUGUAGACGUCGUUCUUCAAGAGAGUACGUACUUCAUAGUUUUCACAGAUGCCGAUACAAUGCCACCACCUAUUAGAGUUGACAAUUUCUCUGAAGUUCCUUUGACCAUCAAUCAGACUACUGUACCGGACAGUCUACAGUGGACCGUACGUCCACAUUGCUCAGUUCCUUAUGCUCUGGAUGAACCAACGUUACCAGCUGGUUUGGUAGUAACAGCACCUGGAGGCGUGACAGCAUCUUAUGAUUUAAAUAUUCUUGGAGAGUGCAGAGGACUUACAUACGAAAACUUUAUUUAUAUCGCAUUUACAGGGACUUUUAAAACUGAUGGUGAUCAUGGAAAUGGCGAAAAUAGUUUAGAUCCUUUGGACGUUGAAACCCAACGACUAGUUCUAGAAGCUGGGCCUGGUGGCUGGGUUGCGCUUCGUAGAAAACAGUACGGUGCACGAUCACAGCUCUGGAGAAUGACUGGAGAAGGCCAAUUGCAACAUGAAGGCUCCAGUCCCCCGAGAGACAAGCACAGUCGAACACCGGACACGGUUUUGGUCCUUGACAUAGCCGGGACUGCUCCACAACCAUUCACAUACUGUCCUCUAGCCCUGAGAAGGCCUGACCCCAGAAGAAGGUCAACUCAAACGUGGCGCUUUACCGACGACGGUCGGUUGUGCUGCGCGCACGCGAACAUGUGUGUACAGUCCAAGGACGGCUUCAUGGGACUGCAAGAAGGCGGCAGAGUCGCCCGUUGGCAAAUGUGGAGCGAGGCAGUCUUGGGACCCCAAACUCAUUGCAACCCACCACCAAUUGAACAGCGUGUUGGCAGACAGCGACUGAGACCUGGUUCCGGCUACCUUUCCGUAAGAGUAACUACUGAUGGACCAACUAGGGUCUUACAAGUUCUUGACAUCAAAGAGAGGAAGAAGACCUUUGCCUUAUUGGAAGAACGUGACUGGUCUAAUAUCUCGGUGGCCCAACGUCCAACGCAGAUCCAAGCAGAGGUGCCUAACCUUGAUGCCCGGGAGCUACACCUAAGUGUUGACCUACCUGCGGGUCUCGGUUUAUCCUUAGUGUCGCGACGACCUGCGGAAGAGCUGAUAUUCUCAAGAUUCGCUGGCAUAACUUUAGACUUUGUAGAUACACCUUCGAGCAAAAGUCUCGAUCUCAGUGUUCAUGACGUGCAAAUAGACAAUCAACUGUUUGAGGCCCAGUGCACUUCUGUACUUUAUAUUUCCAGAAAUUCCCGAAGUGAAGGCGACUCACGGCCAGCUAUUCACGUUGCUGCAGAAAAACUUCCCUCAAAGAAUCAGAACGCUGAAAUCUACAAACACCUCAUAGUUAGCGUAAAACCAGUCUGCGUACAUCUCGAAGAACGAUUAAUCCUGAAACUUGCUGCCUUCGUUGGCGCAGGUUUUCUCGAUCAGGAAGCACCGGUUGACGAGAACGACUUCAACGCCCAGCGAUUUAUUUCUAACGUAUCGGCAGCCCAUGCCAAGCGAUACUAUUUCGCUGCUCUCAAACUUGUGCCUAGUCAAGUCGAAUUGAGUGUGCUUACCACAACAAAACUGCCGCCGCAUCUGCUAGCGAUCAAAAGGAAGCUUGGAUUAACUUUGAUUAAGUUCGAAGAUGCGACGAUUGAAUUGGAGCCGUUUAUAAGAAAGCAUCCGUUUGAGAGCAGUCAGUUCUUAAUUCAUUCGAUCAUCAAACAUUACAAAGAUGAACUGAAAUGGCAAGCGGCUAUUAUUUUGGGCUCCGUAGACUUUUUGGGAAGUCCACUAGGCUUCGUAAACGAUGUGUCUGAAGGAGUAUCUAGUUUCAUCUACGAAGGUAACGUGAAAACGCUUGUGAAGAACGUAACGCAUGGCUUCUCGAGCUCUGCAGCCAAAUUGACGGAAUCUCUAUCUGAUGGAUUUGGCCGAGUUAUUAUGGAUGAGAGACAUGAAGAGACAAGGCAGAAGAUCCGAGCUAACACAGCAGGAAGUAAGGACCACUUGGUGGCCGGGUUUAAGGGACUUGGAUUCGGUAUACUCGGUGGUAUGACUAGCAUUUUCAAGCAGACUUACGAUGGUGCUGCAAAUGAAGGAUUUCCGGGAUUUUUUGCUGGACUUGGUAAAGGUGUUGUAGGCACAAUAACCAAGCCUGCUGUGGGAAUUCUGGAUUUCGCCACUGAAAGUGCGACUGCAUUACGAGAAAGUAGCAGAAGUGCUCACAGACAAAUACCAAAGCGUGACAGGUUACCACGAGUUGCUAGUGGACCAGCAGGUUUAUUGCCACCGUACAAUUAUCAGCAGACCGAGGGACAGGAAUUGCUUUACAGCAUCAAUAAUCGCGACUACUCCGAGCUGUUUGUGGCUUACGAGUGUCUGCGUAGCGGAACCGACAACCUCAAGGUACUCGUCUCGAACGAGCGCGUUAUAGUCAUAUCCGGAGGUAGCAAGGGUAUCGUUACGGAGGUGAGCUUGGCUGAUCUGUUGUACUGUCAGCCGACUCAUCGUCUAGAGAGCAAUGGCACCACACUGCACUACAUCGAGCUGACCUCCAGGGCGGACUCCGUGGGAACCAUAAAUUUCGAUGGACCAGAGAUUCUCAGGAGACCUAAAGUGCGCUGUGACAGUGAGGAUAUUGCCAAAUGGGUUUCCCGACAAAUCAACUAUGCUAAGGGGAUGCACGAAGAACGACGUCUGACGCUCAUGUCCUCUGACAACAUGCUCGAUGACAUUCAGAUUUACAAAUAAAUAGAAAGAAGAUACUUGUAUUCUAACUCAAUUUUUUUAUAUACUUCAUAAAAGCAAUUAUUUAUGUUAAUCUACAAAAAUGUUCAAAUAUUGCUCACCUAGUGAAAAAAUUGUUGACACUUUAGUUACCUAUAAGUUUAAAGAUUAAGUAUAAUUCACUACAAGACUGACGCUAUAAACAAGCAAUAAGUGUCACAAAAAAUCAAUUUUUUCAGUGCCAUUUUUGUUAUUUAUAUAUAUGAUAUGUAUAUGUAUUUUUUUGACACAUUUUAGUAAUGGUUAAAGAAAUCGAAUGAUGAAUGUAUAUAUUGUACAGUUCAGUACAGCGAUUGUUGAGAGAGUUAAAGAUGUGAGAGUUUUAAUUUAUGUUUAACUUUAAUCAAAGUACCUUGACGCUCGUCGUUAUACACCAAAAACACCAAAGUUGUUGAAAUUCUCGAUGUUCAAAUACACAGUAUUCCUUUCUUUUCGCACAUUCGCUGUACAAUUUGAAUUGUAAAUACGAGGUGUGUAAAUUUAUAUUUUAGAGAGAAACCUGCAUUGUGAAUAAGAUUAUAAGAUAUCAAUAUAUUUGUUCUACUAUACACGAAGGAUGCUUUUAAUAAUAAAAUGUUCAUGCAUGA